UACUUCGCGAGUCCCCGCGGUUUCGCAGCUACAAAAAUGCUUGCUCAAAAACGUGUAAAUUAAAAAAAAACAAUAAUGUAACUUUUGCAGCAAAAAUGUAACUUUUCAGGAAACGAAACGUAACUUACGACUCAAGGGCCCUGGCAACACUGCUGCACUCAGUUAUUCAGUAUUGUCCGACUACGACGCGCGUUAACGCGUGUGAAGUGCGCGCGUGCGAUCAUAAGUUCAUUUUUUAAAUUUGUUUGUGAUUAAGAAAAAAAAAUAAAAUGGCGUGUCCAAUGAGGUCAAUAGUCGACGAUUCGAUGGGCCAGGACGGCACGCAGCUCGGCAAUGAAGCGGGCAUGCUGUACGGAGAAUAUCUGAUGCUGGACAAACUGCUGUCCGCUCAGAGAAUGCUCAGUGCAGAGUCGUCGAAACCAGUGCACGAUGAACAUCUUUUCAUAAUCACGCAUCAAGCGUACGAGCUAUGGUUCAAGCAGAUUAUCUUCGAAGUGGAUUCGGUGCGUUCGUUACUCGACGUAGAAGGAUUGGAUGAAAGCCACACUAUGGAAAUUCUGAAGAGGCUUAACAGAGUCGUGCUUAUAUUGAAGUUACUGGUGGAUCAAGUCAUGAUCCUGGAAACGAUGACACCUCUGGACUUUAUGGACUUCAGGCACUACUUACGACCAGCGUCAGGCUUCCAGAGUCUGCAAUUCCGACUAUUGGAAAAUAAGCUGGGUCUGAAACAAGCUCUACGGGUGAAGUAUAAUCAGAACUACCAAACGGUGUUUGGAGACGAUCCUGAGGCAAUGGAAUCGUUACACAAAUCGGAACAAGAGCCCGCGUUAUUAGCGCUAAUAGAACGAUGGUUAGAACGCACGCCGGGACUCAACACGCACGGAUUCAACUUCUGGGGAAAAUUCCAGGCGACCGUCAACAAAAUGAUCAAAGAAGAUAUAGAAGCGGCUUACCGAGAGCCGAACGAGAAUGUCCGCAAACACCGCCUUCAAGAUGCAGAGAAUCGUCGCGAGAUAUACCGCUCCAUCUUCGAUCCAUCGGUCCAUGACGCCCUUAGGUCUAGGGGAGAGAGGAGGUUGUCGCACAAAGCCCUGCAAGGCGCUAUCAUGAUCACGUUCUACCGCGACGAGCCUCGCUUCUCCCAACCGCAUCAGCUGCUUACGUUACUCAUGGACAUCGACAGUCUCAUCACCAAGUGGCGUUAUAAUCACGUGAUCAUGGUGCAGCGCAUGAUCGGGUCACAACAACUCGGCACUGGAGGCUCUUCGGGCUAUCAAUAUCUUCGUUCUACUCUCAGUGACCGGUAUAAGGUGUUCCUGGACUUGUUCAACUUAUCAACAUUCCUUCUGCCCCGCUCUCUUAUACCACCACUGGAUGAAGGGAUGAAACGUAGCCUAAACCUCGCGUGGGGCGAGGUAAAAGAAAAUGGUGAAAACGGAGACGCCGUCGAGAAUGGUCUAGAAGCUUCUUUAUAGAAGAGAAGAGUGUACAAGUGGUAUAAUUAAGUAACGAAUAACGUAUGAUAAAUCUUUGCAUGCAAUUGUACGAUUUAAAUUAAAGCUAUGAAUUUA
Manduca sexta (tobacco hornworm) is the source of this 1571-nucleotide messenger RNA. RefSeq names its product tryptophan 2,3-dioxygenase (gene vermilion). The transcript has 10 exons. Gene Ontology annotation, molecular function: metal ion binding; L-tryptophan 2,3-dioxygenase activity; heme binding. The record is from RefSeq and is a predicted model, not a curated record. NCBI's taxonomy places the organism in Eukaryota, Metazoa, Arthropoda, Insecta, Lepidoptera, Sphingidae. Bases 270 to 1475 code for a protein of 401 amino acids.